GAAGAUGAACUUAUUCAAAAGGUGUUUCCAGAUAUUGCUCAAAAUUACAGAAACCAUGAUUGGUUGAGCGAACUAGCUAUUUUGCCUGGAAAAACCAUAAUAAUAUAUGUAAAUGAAUUAAAUUUCAAAAUUCAAGAACAAAUUACAAGCAAAUUGAGGAUAUAUAAAUCAGUUGAUUCGGUCACUAACCAAGAUGAUGUCGUCAAAAUAUACGCCUGAAAUUUUAAACUCUCUGGAGUUACCAUGAUUGCCACCUUACAAUCUUCAAUUAAAGGUUGGAUCGGUAGUUAUAAUGUUGAGAAAUAUCAACUAAUCGCGUCUUUGCAACUACACACGGUUAGCGAUAAAAAAUUAUUGAACAAUGUGGUAGAAGCAACUAUACUGAAAGUAAAGUAUAAAGUACAAGACGUUUUGAUACCACUCAUCACAAUGAUUCCGACUGACAUACCAUUUGAAUUUAAACGACUACAAUUUCUAGUGCGGCUUGCUUUUGCUAUGACCAUAAAUAGGUCCCAGGGCGAAUCAUUAGGUUUUUCAAGUUUAUUAAGUGUUUUUUUCUUUGAAAUGAACCACCAACAACAAGAAAAUCAAAAUUUGUCAGAAAGUUACUGUUUUAGAAUCGUUACUCUUCGCAAAUUCUCUUGAUAGAUCUCAAAUCUGUAAACACGCAUAGGAUAAUGAACAUAGGGUUCAAUGGAAUAAUUCAAAUGUAGUCCUAUAAGAAACGGAUGGUAAAAAAAAAAUCAAAGAAGCGGCUCUAAUUAUGCUAAAUGAGGCCAAUUGUGUCGCAAAUUCCUCGGCAGUAUGUAGUAGGAUCUGGGUACCAAUAUUGAAAGAGGAAGUUAUUAAUAAGAAAAUACCAGUAUUAGUAAGUCAGUAA
Molecule: messenger RNA, 880 nt
Organism: Diabrotica balteata
Lineage: Eukaryota; Metazoa; Arthropoda; Insecta; Coleoptera; Chrysomelidae
Source: the annotation of a GenBank genome assembly